CUGUCACAGCAGCAACAGCAGCAGCAGCAGUUGCAGCAGCAACAGCAGCAGCAGCAACAGCAGCAACAGCAACAGCAGCAGCAGCAGUUCCAUCCAACAUGCAGCGGCAUCAGCGGCCACAUGAAUGCUGGCGUCAGCCAAGCCAACUCAACGCAGGCCCCAUCCCUGGCAAGGACGUCUGGUGGUGGUGCUGCAUUUGCUGGCAGCCUCCACCGCUGCGCGUCAGCACCCCAGCUUCAGGCCCUCGCAACUUUGGCGGAUUCUGCAGCUACCAACAGCAGCGGUGGCGUGUUGCCGCUGGCGCAGCCCUCUGCCGUGCUCUCCCAUCAG
This is a messenger RNA of Monoraphidium neglectum, 330 nucleotides long. RefSeq lists its product as hypothetical. The record is from RefSeq and is a predicted model, not a curated record. The annotation marks the transcript as partial. Lineage: Eukaryota; Viridiplantae; Chlorophyta; Chlorophyceae; Sphaeropleales; Selenastraceae. The transcript has a single exon.